Molecule: messenger RNA, 2706 nt
Organism: Pleuronectes platessa (European plaice)
Lineage: Eukaryota; Metazoa; Chordata; Actinopteri; Pleuronectiformes; Pleuronectidae
Product: neural cell adhesion molecule 2
Exons: 17
Coding region: 1-2364 (787 amino acids)
Biological process (GO): cell adhesion
Cellular component (GO): membrane
Molecular function (GO): protein binding
Source: RefSeq, a predicted model, not a curated record
AUGCGCCUGUUAGACGCCGCCCUGCAGGUGUCCAUAUCCUUGAACAAAGUGGAGCUAAGCGUCGGAGAGUCCAAAUUCUUCAUCUGCACAGCUAUCGGCGAGCCGGUGAGGCUGGAUUGGUACAACCCCCAGGGCGAGCGCAUCGUCCAGUCCAAGCGGAUGGCGCUGCACACGGAGACGUCGCGGUCCAGGCUCAUCAUUUACAACGCCAUCAUCGAGGAUGCCGGUAUCUACCGCUGCCAGGCCACAGACGCCAGCGGUCACACCGAGGAGGCCUCGGUCGUGCUGGAGAUCUACCAGAGGCUGACGUUCCAGGAUGUUCAGUCACCGCAGGAGUUCCGCCACGGCGACACGGCGGAGGUGGUGUGUGAUGUCAUUAGCUCACCGGUGCCCGUGGUGGUGUGGUACUACCAGGAUAAGGAAAUCACAGAGGAACACCGCAACAAGUUCCAGGUGCUGACGAACAACAACCUGCAGAUCUACCAGGUGAACAAGGCCGACGAGGGCGUGUACCGCUGCGAGGCGAGCGUGGAGGCCCGGGGCGAGAUCGACUUUGUGGACAUCGCUGUCGUGGUCAACGUCCCUCCGGUGCUGUCCGUGUUCCAGCAGACCUUCAACGCCACGGCGGACUACCAAGAAUCCGUCACGUUGACUUGCAUCACCUCUGGAUCUCCGGACCCCGUGGUCACGUGGCACAGGAAAGGGCAGCAGCUGGAGCCAUCGGAGCACCACGUCUUCAACCGGCUGGAAGGCGGCCGCGGCAUGUUGACCAUCCACAACAUCCGGCAAGGGGACGGGGGCGCCUACACCUGUAAGGCCACCAACAAGGCAGGGUCCCUGGACAGGGAGCUGUUCCUCAAAGUGUUCGUCCAGCCUCACAUCACCCAGCUGAAAAACGUGACAGCCGUGGAGGGCAGCGCCGCCAUGAUCUCCUGCGUGGCCGAGGGCGAGCCUCUGCCCGACAUCUCCUGGAGGAGGGCCAGCGACGGCCAUACCUUCGUGGAAGGGGACAAGAGGCAGGACGGACGCUUCGAGGUCCGCGGCCGCCACGGCAAGUCGGUGCUGACGAUCAGCGGCGUGAGGCUCAACGACCUGGGCCGCUUCGACUGCGAGGCACAGAGCCGGAUCGGAGGCCAUCAGAAGAGCAUGUUCCUGGACAUCGAGUAUAUACCAAAGUUCCUGACCAAUCACACCAUCUUUUACUCGUGGGAGGGGAACCCGGUGAACAUCAGCUGUGACGUGAUGUCCAACCCUCCCGCCACCAUGCUGUGGAGGCGGGAGCGCCUCACCAUCUCCGCGGAGGCCACCACCAACACGCGGGUGCACAGCACGGAGGGCAAGUCUGUGCUGGAGGUGACUCCGAUGUCCGACAGGGACUUUGGCCGCUACAACUGCACGGCCAGGAACAACAUUGGAGUUCGAUACCAGGAGUUCAUCCUGGCGCAGGCAGACGUGCCAUCGAAUCCGUACUCCGUGCGCCUCUCGGCCGUCUCCCAGCGGCUGGCCACCGUCACCUUCAUGAAGCCCGACUCGCACGGCGGCGUGCCCAUCAGCUACUACCUGGUGCAGUACAAGGAGACGGGCUCACAGGAAUGGAGGGACCUGAAAUCUCACAGUGUUCAGACGACGGUGGUGCUGACGGUGCUGGAGCCCAACACGACGUACGAGGUCCGAGUGGCGGCCGUCAACGGCAAAGGUCAGGGGGAGUUCAGCCACACGGAGACCUUCCAGACGCUGCCCAUCCGGGAGCCGAGUCCGCCGGCGGUCCACGGGCAGAGGGGAAUGGGCAAGGCCUACCGGCUGGGGCUGGUCAAGCAGGACGACGGAGGGAUGCCCAUCGUGGAGUAUAUCGUCAAGUACAAGACGGAUAAGGAGGAGCAGUGGAUGACCAAGCUCGUUCCCGGAGCGAACGACUUCGCGAUGCUUCAGCCGCUGCAGUGGAACACGAGAUAUGAAGUGGAGAUCACGGCGCGCAACGUCAAGGGCCUGUCGGAGCCGACCUUCUAUCAGUUCUUCAUGCCACAGAAGCCCGAUAUUACAGCAGAAUCCCUGUUCAGCGGCAUGGGCCUGGGGGCGGUGGUGGGCCUUGGCUUCGGCGCGCUCCUGCUGCUGCUCGUGCUGGUGGACGUCAGCUGCUUCUUCCUGCGUCACUGCGGCCUGCUGAUGUGCAUCACGCGCACGCUGUGCGGCAAGAAAACAGCCACCAGCGGCAAGGGCAAAGAAAUGGAGGAGGGCAAGGCUGCCUACCUGAAGCUACCGUUGAAGGAAGAAAAUGGAAAAGAGUCUCUCAAGCCGGAUACGAUUGAAAUCAAGGUGCACAGUGACAACAGCCUCCACACAAAGCCUGACAACAGCAAGGCGUAAGGACGCGGGGGGGGCAGAGAGGAGGAGACGGGUCGGUCCCCUCGCCACCAAAAGAACAUUCGGAUCACGAGACCAAAACCCAGAGAAACUACAACACUGGAAAAUAGUGGAGUAAAAAUACCAUAUCUGUUUAUAACGCUGCCCUGAAGGGGAAGGCAUGUGUAAAUACAAAUAAUAGAGAGAAAAUAGAAAGGAGGAGAGGGUCAACCUUUUAGACCCCCCCGAGUGAUAAAUGUCUCAUGUUCUUGUAAACAUGGCGUCAGUGGAAGGCUCUUGUUUCUCAAUGAUUGUAGAUUGGUUUCUUUUUGCUCGUCAAACAUUUUGCCGUUUGUUUUAAUGUUU